CUUUGGAGCUACUUUGUUUAACAUAGUUAUAUAGUAGUGACAUUUGCAUGAAUUAACUUUAAUAUGCUGACCAUAUGCAGGUUGUUUUCAGUUCUACUACAUAUAUCAAAAUUUUGUUCUUUGCCUGGUCAAUAUACCUCAUGUUUUUAAUGGUUAAUUCUUUCUUUUUAUGUGGUGUCAUAGCCACUUCUAGAUUCCUUUUGUUCUAGUGGUUUUACAUACAUGUUUCUUGGCUGAUGACUCUGUUUUUUCUUGGAUCUACUUGAGACUUGCUUUGGUUCCUUUAAAGAGCCAAUGAAAAUUUUAUUAUGAACAUUGCUUUUGUUGGAAAAUGCUUCAGCAUAUAAACUUUUUAUGCAUCCAAUGAUAACCAAGGAAGGAUCCUACUAAGGAGUUUCAUGACAAUCCUCACCUUUUGCAUCAUUAUAUCGAUCAAUGAUUGAUCUGAAUUCUUUUCCUCUGUUCAUUUAGUGCUAACAUUGAUCUAAAUUCUUUUCAUCUGUGUAUCCAGUACUAUACUAACAUUGUUUCACCAGUCUUUAUUUAGUGAUGGUAAAGUUUACAGUUCAUUACUUUGAUGAAUUUCCUGCCAAUAUGAAUACCUUAGUCAAUAAACCAUUAUCUCCAACAAAAGUAAAUUAGGGAAAAAGAAAAGAAAAGAACAAGAAAAGAGAAUAAAAGUAGAAAAAGGAAUACACUCAAUACAAUGUCUUCCUAUAUUCCUCUGCUUUUUAUAUCUUGAGAAUCUUUUGCCUCUCUUUACCACCCUUGUCCCAAAAUCAUCACUGAAACUCCCUUUGUUUUACUUACUCUUUAAGCCUUCCAGGCUCUGAUUUUCUUUAACAGUUGCUCUUAUAUAGUGUUAACCUAAAUUAGAAUUACUUCUCUUCAGAUCAAACGGCGUCUUGUUAAAUGAAUAACAGUUAUGGGAUCUUUGGAUAGCACGGAAACUCUGGUUCCUUAUAUGAAAACCACGGAUUGCUCCCAGGGUUUUUGUAGUUCAUACUGUCCCCAGUGGUGCUAUGUUAUUUUUCCUCCACCGCCCUUUGUAUUCUCCGAUGAAAAUUCAAGCCCGAGCUUUUCACCUCUUGUUGUAGCAAUUAUUGGGAUUCUUGCAAGUGCUUUCCUCCUUGUUAGCUACUAUGCCAUAGUUUCCAAGUUCUGUGGGAGCAUGGAUUCCACAAGAAGAGAAAUACAUAACUACCCUAGUGUGGAUUUAGAAGGGAAUUAUGGCCCGUCAAACCAUGAACCCUGGCAUGUUUCCGGUGAUGGUUUAGAUGAGGUUAUGAUCAAGUCUAUUACCGUGUUCGAGUACAAGAAAGGUGAUGGUUUGAUUGAAGGAACAGAGUGCUCUGUAUGUUUAAGUGAGUUUCAAGAAAGUGAAAACUUGAGGCUUUUACCAAAAUGUAGCCAUGCUUUUCAUGUCAAGUGCAUUGAUACCUGGCUGAGAGCACACUCAAACUGUCCUCUUUGCCGCGGCGAUGUUGUUAAUCUCAGUACUUUGACCCUUCAGCCACCUCUACCAGUGCCAGAAGCUCCUAUGAACCCUGGAAUAUAUUUUCAAGGCCAUAGAGAAACUGAUAUAGCAGAGGCUGAUGUCGCGGAAGAAGAACUUACUGAAGCUGAUGAAAUCCCGAAGACUCCAGCUAGAGCUGACAGGGAUUUAGGAAAUCCUGCAGAUGGAGAUCCUAUACCUGAGACUGGAGAAGCUGAAUAUCAACAAAUCAGAAGAUCGGUAUCUAUGAGCAACCUAUGUCAAGCCCGGGUUUCUAUAGCAGAUGUUAUGUGCAUGGAUCAAGAUGAAGAGGAUAGUGAGUUCAUGAGCGAGGAUGCCGGAUCGUCGAUAGCUGAAUGAGCCAGAUUAGCCAUAGAAACCAAGUUUUGCAUAGUGUCGAAAGUCCUAAUGCAAUGAAAAGACCAUUUUCCAGCUAGAGAUUCUCUUUUCCUAAACACGGUAGAGAGAAAAGCAUAGUCUUGAGCUUAUAGCAUUCCUGUAGCUCUUGUGGAUGAAUGAUGAAACAUUCAUUAGUCUCGGAAGCAUAGAGUUUUACAGUUAUUUAUGUUUGGAUUGAAUUAUCAAAAAGCCCAAACACAUAUAAGCCCAUUAAAAUACUUUCUAAGCGAUUCUAGUUUAAGUUUCUAUUGUUCCAUGUGGGCAUAAAUAUAUGAUUGAGUGGUCCAUUUAGGUGGGCCACGAUGCGCGAUGCAACUUAUCACAAUUGUACCCAACCAAUGAUGUGCAACUAAUGAGCCCAAUAAAGCGCAUCUCUUGCAGAGGUUUUUCCUUUA
Messenger RNA from Daucus carota subsp. sativus, 2289 nucleotides. Its product is annotated as E3 ubiquitin-protein ligase Os04g0590900. Bases 926 to 1855 code for a protein of 309 amino acids. The transcript has 2 exons. The record is from RefSeq and is a predicted model, not a curated record. Gene Ontology annotation, molecular function: transferase activity. Lineage: Eukaryota; Viridiplantae; Streptophyta; Magnoliopsida; Apiales; Apiaceae. Gene Ontology annotation, biological process: protein ubiquitination.